UGGAGCGGCCGCUCCGGCGCCGGGCUCGGUCGGCCGGCCGCUGCCCCGCGUGUCGCCCUCCCGAGCCUCUCCGGCGGGCACCCUGGCUGUGGGCACCUGCGGGGCGCACGGCGCGGAGCCGCUGGGCGGCGGCAUGAAGGUCACGUCGCUCGACGGGCGGCAGCUGCGCAAGAUGCUCCGCAAGGAGGCGGCGGCGCGCUGCGUGGUGCUCGACUGCCGGCCCUACCUGGCCUUCGCCGCCUCGAGCGUGCGCGGCUCGCUCAACGUCAACCUCAACUCGGUGGUGCUGCGGCGGGCCCGCGGCGGCGCGGUGUCGGCACGCUACGUGCUGCCCGACGAGGCGGCGCGCGCGCGGCUGCUGCAGGAGGGCGGCGGCGGCGUGGCGGCCGUGGUGGUGCUGGACCAGGGCAGCCGCCACUGGCAGAAGCUGCGCGAGGAGAGCGCCGCGCGCGUCGUGCUCACCUCGCUGCUCGCUUGCCUGCCCGCCGGCCCGCGCGUCUACUUCCUCAAAGGCACAGGAAGUGAUUUGCUAACUAGGGACACCUCUUUGGAGGAAGCUGAGGGUCUGUGGGGAUAUGAGACUUUCCACUCGGAAUAUCCUGAGUGUUGUGUGGAUGUAAAACCCAUUUCACAAGAGAAGGUUGAAACCGAGAGAGCCCUCAUCAGUCAGUGUGGGAAAUCAGCGCUCAACAUCAACUACAGGCCGGCUUACGACCAGGGUGGCCCAGUUGAAAUCCUUCCGUUCCUCUACCUUGGAAGUGCCUACCAUGCAUCCAAGUGCGAGUUCCUCGCCAACCUGCACAUCACGGCCCUGCUGAAUGUCUCACGGCGGACCUCUGAGGCCUGCACGACCCACCUACACUACAAAUGGAUCCCCGUGGAAGACAGCCAUGCAGCCGACAUCAGCUCCCACUUUCAAGAAGCAAUAGAUUUCAUCGACUGUGUCAGGGAAAAGGGAGGCAAGGUCCUGGUUCACUGUGAGGCUGGGAUCUCCCGCUCGCCCACCAUCUGCAUGGCUUACCUCAUGAAGACCAAGCAGUUCCACCUGAAGGACGCCUUUGAUUACAUCAAGCAGAGGAGGAGUGUGGUCUCCCCCAACUUCGGCUUCAUGGGCCAGCUCCUGCAGUAUGAAUCCGAGAUCCUGCCUUCCACGCCUACCCCCCAGGCUCCCUCCUGCCAAGGGGAGGCAGCUGGCCCUUCGUUCAUAGCCCAUUUGCAGACCCUGAGCCCUGACGUGCAGGGUUCUUACUGCACGUUCCCUACCUCGGUGCUGGCACCAGUGCCCACCCACUCAACGGUCUCAGAGCUCAGCCGGAGCCCCAUGGCCACAGCCACGUCCUGCUAAAACUGGGAUGGGGGAACCAGCCCAGCCCCAAGAACAACUGUGAUUUUGUAUUUUAACUCGUGGACAUUUCAUACCUGUGCAAUACUGAAGACCUCUUCUGUCCUGCUGUCCUGGUGGGACAGUGAAGGGUCACCAGGUUUGCACACAAACUUCAGACUGACCUUGGGGAUAGGUUCUUGGGACCGAAGGAAGGUCAAGCCAUUAGGAGAGCACAGCGUGUGCUGACUACUGUACUUCCAGACCCCCUGCCCUCAGGACUGCCCAGUCUUUGCACCUCAAAGUUAGCCUUUUCAUUUCAAGCAUAAGGCAAUAAAUACCUGCAGCAACGUGGGAGAAGGCAGUUGCUGGACCAGGAGAAAAAGGCAGUCACGAACCCAAUUCAUUUUGAAGGAAGCACAAUUUCGAUCUUAUUUUUUUAACUUUGGCAGUCUCCGUAUCUGUCUGUGUUGCUUCAGGGCAUAAGCUGAUCACCACCUAGUCAGGAGAGUAACCCUACAGGAUUUUAGGGAUACAAUGUAUAUGCUGAUUUGAACCCUCAGAUGUUUUUGAGGCUCUGUCUUAGGUCAUCAGAUGGAGGCAGCUGAAUGAAGUAGUGAGUGGUAACACUUCUGGUUUCCUUUUCACUGUGGGUUCUUCCCUGACUUUGGACUUUGACAUGUUUCUUAUUCAUACUUGAACCUUUCUCGUUGCACUCUUCUCAAAGCAGCUCUUGCUUCAUUUGAAAGGAGUUCUUUAGACCAUAGACCAAAAACCACCCCUCUGAGGUGGUAGCAGUGGGUGCCAGGAGAGAAAGGUACCCACUGUCUGGGUCACUGGCAUUGAAAUGGUCGUCACCCCAGCUCGCUGUUCUUGUAUGUGCUUGUCUCGUCUCUGGUGACACUUGUUUUCUUCCCUGCCCCUGGGGGUUGUCUCCAAGCUGUUGACUUCUGGGAUUUGCAGGUUUCUCAAUGUGGUACUACUUGUUUUUUGUCUGUAAGGUUAUUUCUCCAGGGGAAAGGCAAUAAUUUCCUAAAAUCCAUAUGAAUGUGAAGAAAAGCAGUAUGUUACUGGUUGUUGUUGUUGUUGUUUUUUAUAGUGCAAAAUAAAAAUAGU
Molecule: messenger RNA, 2437 nt
Organism: Hippopotamus amphibius kiboko
Lineage: Eukaryota; Metazoa; Chordata; Mammalia; Artiodactyla; Hippopotamidae
Gene: DUSP5
Product: dual specificity phosphatase 5
Exons: 5
Coding region: 134-1345 (403 amino acids)
Biological process (GO): negative regulation of MAPK cascade; protein dephosphorylation; endoderm formation
Cellular component (GO): cytoplasm; nucleus
Molecular function (GO): protein tyrosine/threonine phosphatase activity; MAP kinase tyrosine/serine/threonine phosphatase activity
Source: RefSeq, a predicted model, not a curated record